AUGAUUUCACGAAUUAUUCAUCCUUCUAGAUUACCAAGAGUUAGAUUUACUUCACAAUUGAUUUUAAAAUCAUCAUUAAUACCUACAAUUACUAAUCAUCUACUUUCAUUUGGAGUUUCUAAUACCAAAACCAAUACCAAUACCAAAACCAAAACCUUCAUUAGAUACAAUACCACUUCAACAUCAACAUCAACAUCAGCAUUAGCAUCAAAUCCUAUAGAUAAAGAAUUAUUACUUCAAUUUACUUGUAAUAUUUGUAAUAAUCGAUCAAGUCAUAAUAUUUCUAAACAAGCUUAUGAUCAUGGUACAGUGGUUGUACAAUGUCCUUCAUGUAAAUCACGUCAUUUGAUUGCUGAUAAUUUAGGAUUUAUGGAAUAUAAUAAAAAAUUCAAUCUAGAAGAAUAUUUAAAACAUCAUUAUGGUCAAUCAAUAGAAACUGAUCCUAAAAAUACUGUAGUAGAAUUUAAAGAUAUUCCUAAAGAAUUAAAACAAAAAUUGAAAGAUGUUGAUAAUACUGUUGAGGACUUACAAUCAACUGAAGAAUUGGAUUUACCAGAACCAAAAUCGACAAAAUGA
This is a messenger RNA of Candida dubliniensis CD36, 576 nucleotides long. RefSeq lists its product as uncharacterized. Gene Ontology annotation, cellular component: mitochondrion. Lineage: Eukaryota; Fungi; Ascomycota; Pichiomycetes; Serinales; Debaryomycetaceae. Gene Ontology annotation, biological process: protein folding; protein import into mitochondrial matrix; protein stabilization. Gene Ontology annotation, molecular function: zinc ion binding; protein-folding chaperone binding. The record is from RefSeq and is a predicted model, not a curated record. The transcript has a single exon. The coding region runs from base 1 to 576 and encodes 191 amino acids.